Capronia epimyces CBS 606.96 is the source of this 333-nucleotide messenger RNA. RefSeq lists its product as uncharacterized. Gene Ontology annotation, cellular component: endoplasmic reticulum membrane. NCBI's taxonomy places the organism in Eukaryota, Fungi, Ascomycota, Eurotiomycetes, Chaetothyriales, Herpotrichiellaceae. The transcript is spliced from 3 exons. Gene Ontology annotation, biological process: vacuolar proton-transporting V-type ATPase complex assembly. The record is from RefSeq and is a predicted model, not a curated record. The coding region runs from base 1 to 333 and encodes 110 amino acids.
AUGGCGGCAACAAGACGAAACAACCCCUCCGAAAAGACCACGUCCGACGCGCAAGGUGCUUCGUCGAUCUCGAUCCAAGUCUCUCAAACCGCACCGGCAGUGCCAGCCUCUGUCAUUUACAAGUUACUUGGCUUCACUCUGGCUAUGAUAUGUAUCCCCAUUGGGUCAUAUUUUCUGUCCGUCGAUGUCUUUUUUCGAGGCAAUGCGACAUAUGCUGGCGCACUUGCAGCAAUCAUGGCCAAUGUCGUCUUAUUUGCCUACAUUAUAGUGGCGAUGAAAGAAGACCAGACCGACAGACUGGAGGACGAAAAGAAGCGCAAAAAGGCGCAGUAA